Rasamsonia emersonii CBS 393.64 is the source of this 1527-nucleotide messenger RNA. Its product is annotated as Esterase. The record is from RefSeq and is a predicted model, not a curated record. The coding region runs from base 1 to 1527 and encodes 508 amino acids. NCBI's taxonomy places the organism in Eukaryota, Fungi, Ascomycota, Eurotiomycetes, Eurotiales, Trichocomaceae. The transcript is spliced from 6 exons.
AUGCAUCUGCUUGUUGUUUUCCUGCUCCUAGCCUGGGUCUCUGCCCAGGGCACGCCCACCCCAACUACCGACUCGUCUGUACCCACUGUCACGCUCAACUACUGCACCGUCGUGCCUGUCGCUGGCAACGAGUCUCUCGGCUACUACAAAUAUCAGAACAUCCGGUAUGCUGCGGUCCCUACCAGCGACCUCCGCUGGGCCAAGCCGCAGUGGCCUCCUGUCGAGACGGAGGUCAACAAUGGCUCCCUGGCCGAUGCAGACGUCGACUGCGCGUCUGAGGAGGACUGUCUCUACCUGGACGUCUGGGCCCCAGCCAACCGCACUGGCAAGACGCUGCCCGUCAUGGUGUGGAUAUACGGCGGCGGAUUCACCGGCGGCAGCAAGUCGCAAAAUACCCCCGAGGGCCUGUUCAGCCUGUCCACCGACUUCGUCUUCGUCGCCUUCAACUACCGACUCGGAAUCACCGGCCUGGCCAACGGGCCUACCGUGCUGCACGAGGGCGCCACCAGCAACACGGCCCUGUGGGACGUCCAGCAUGCCUUCCAGUGGACGAGAAAGUACAUCGGCGCCUUCGGGGGCGAUCCGGAGCAGAUCACGGCGGUGGGGUUUUCUGCGGGCGCAUCGCAAGUGUUGUUCCAGAUGACGCGCUUUGCUGGCCAUGCCGAGCAGCUGUUCGCCCGCGCCUAUGUCAUGUCGCCCGGCUUUGUGCCUGGCGCUGGCCACCACCAUGCAGAGGCUGCGAGGGCGGACAUGUCGACUGCAUGCGUAAAGUCGACUUUGCGACGCUCACCAGCGCUGCCAGCGAGGUGCAAGAAACUCACCUACCAGUUCCAGCCUCGCGUCGACGGCGACUUUGUAGCCGACACCUACGAAGCCCAGUUCUACCAGAAGCGUUUCAACUUCAGCGGUCCCCUAGUGAUCAGCCACGAGCAGCACGAGGCCAACAGCCAGCCGUGGGAAGGCGUCAACACGACCGAAGAUGUGGCGACAUACUUGCGCAUCUUCUUCCCGGCUAUCACCGACGAUGUCGUCGAAGAGGCCCUGGCGCUGUAUCCCGAAGCAGACUAUGCGAGCCCAGGCCUGCGUUUUGCGGACAUGAAGCAAUCGUUUGACCUGACAGCCCAUGAUCUGGCCGUGACGCAGGCCCUCGAAAACAAGACGUGGAAUGCCAUGGUGGCGCUGGGUGAAGCCACUCACGGGACGGAUCAGAGUUACUAUUGGUACAGUACCUACACGCUUUCCUCAGUGAGCAAUUCGUCACCUACAGUUGCAAGCAAUUCAUCUGUCGGCCCUCCAGCCGGUGGAAGCUCGUCCGUCAACUCGACCAUCGCCAUCAAAAUGCAGAAAUACCUCCUCUCCUUUGUGCUGACAGGCGAUCCUAACACCUUGUGGGCUGACGACAAGCCGUACUGGCCGCAGUAUGGCAACGCGUCCACGCAGCUGGUCUUCAACUCGUCCUUUUACCUGGCGGAGGAUGACCUGGCGAAUGCGAAAAGUCUGUUCUGGAACAAGGCGCUCUGGUACUGA